This is a messenger RNA of Scaptodrosophila lebanonensis, 1149 nucleotides long. RefSeq names its product aquaporin AQPcic. The transcript has 3 exons. Gene Ontology annotation, biological process: transmembrane transport. Gene Ontology annotation, cellular component: plasma membrane. Gene Ontology annotation, molecular function: water channel activity. The coding region runs from base 262 to 1005 and encodes 247 amino acids. Lineage: Eukaryota; Metazoa; Arthropoda; Insecta; Diptera; Drosophilidae. The record is from RefSeq and is a predicted model, not a curated record.
GUGCGUAUCCACUACUUAGUCGCACUAAUUACUAAAAAGUUUAAGGAAGAAAGCCCGCUCUCUCGUAUUCUCCAAUUUCUGCUGCUGCUGCUGCUGCUACUGCUGGCUGCUUCUACUACUGCUUCAGAAGAUUUUUGUUAUAAAAAGGCGCGCACUGCUUAGCAUAAAGCGUUUUGUUCAAAAAAGUACUCUCGCGCGCUCGCACUCGGCUGCUUCCUGUUCUGCUUUUGAAAGAUUUUCGGUUGCUUGAAGCGUCUUAAAAUGAACGGAUCAACCCUGGAUAAGAUUUGCGCCUUCCUCGGCGAGCUGAUUGGCACCGGCAUGCUCGUCUUCUUGGGCUGCAUGGGCUGUGUGAAGACAGAUCUGUUCCCGAACAAUCACCUGCAGAUCAUUCUCAACUUUGGUUUGGCCGUCAUGAUUUGUAUUCAGUGUUUCGGUUGUGUAUCGGGCGCUCACUUGAAUCCCGCCGUCACCGUAGCUGCUUACAUCUACGACAUGGUGACACUGCAAAUGGCAUUUGUGUACUUUGUUGCUCAAAUGCUGGGUGCUUUCAUCGGUUAUGGCUUGCUGAAGGUUCUGCUGCCCGAGGAGACCAUGACCGUCGGCUCUGGCCUGUGUGUUACAGCGCCCCAUCCCACUAUCUCAUCGAUUCAGGGCUGCGGCAUUGAAUUUGUCGUAACCGCUAUUCUAAUCCUUGUCUGCUGCGGCGUUUGGGAUCCCCGUAACUCCAAAUUCCAUGACUCGGUCGCCAUUCGUUUCGGCUUGGCCAUAUCUUGUUUGGCCUGCGCUGCGGGUCCCUUCACCGGUGCCAGCAUGAACCCGGCCAGGUCUUUUGCCCCUGCUCUCUGGAAUGGUUCAUUUGAUGCCCACUGGAUUUACUGGAUCGGCCCAUUGGCAGCUGCUGGCAUCACAGCUAUUGCCUACAAGACUGUAUUCAGGCGAGAGGUUGUCGAGGCCCAGACCAGCGAAAAGUUGCGUCAGCUGGAGGACGUACAGCUCUCAUAAACGAUGUCGUGCAGGUGCCAAAGACAUUGCGAAAUAAUGUUCUAAGAACAUUUUCUAAUAAAUUUAAUUUUAAGCUAAAUCCGUCGAAUUUUAUAUUAAUGCAAACACUGCAAACAAAUAUAAAUCGUUCGAAAAUAAAAACAA